Messenger RNA from Cottoperca gobio, 1869 nucleotides. It is a transcript of the gene cops4, whose product is annotated as COP9 constitutive photomorphogenic homolog subunit 4 (Arabidopsis). The record is from RefSeq and is a predicted model, not a curated record. NCBI's taxonomy places the organism in Eukaryota, Metazoa, Chordata, Actinopteri, Perciformes, Bovichtidae. Bases 131 to 1351 code for a protein of 406 amino acids. Gene Ontology annotation, cellular component: cytosol; COP9 signalosome. The transcript has 10 exons.
UAUCUGAUGGUGGUUGCUCGCGAUCGGUUGGAGGACCAACUGAGCUCCGCGCGCUGCGGGGCUCAGACCGGAAGGAUCGCUCCGCUCUUGGCAGAGGAAGCCGGUGUUGUUGACACUUCUACAGGCGACAAUGGCGACCGACGUGAGAGUGGAGCUUGCACAGCUGAUGAAUUCAACUGGAUCUCAUAAAGAUCUUGCUGCCAAAUAUCGACAGAUUUUGGAGAAGGCUAUUCAGUUUACAGAUGCAGAGCAACUGGAAUCCUUGAAGGCCUUUGUUGAAGCAAUGGUCAAUGAAAAUGUCAGUCUUGUCAUUUCGAGACAACUACUCACUGAUUUCUGCACACAUCUGCCCAACCUGCCUGACGCCACAGCUAAAGCAGUGUAUCACUUCACCCUGGAAAAGAUUCAGCCGAGGGUCAUCUCCUUUGAGGAACAAGUAGCUUCAAUCAGACAGCACUUAGCAACCAUUUAUGAAAAGGAGGGAGACUGGAGAAAUGCUGCCCAGGUCUUAGUGGGUAUACCCCUGGAAACAGGACAGAAGCAAUACAAUGUUGACUAUAAGUUGGAUACAUACCUGAAAAUUGCCCGUCUCUACUUAGAGGACGAUGAUCCAGUGCAGGCAGAGGCUUACAUCAACAGAGCCUCAUUGCUUCAGAAUGAGUCCUCUAAUGAACAGCUACAGAUACACUAUAAGGUGUGCUAUGCCAGAGUCCUAGACUUCAGGAGGAAGUUCAUUGAAGCUGCACAAAGAUACAACGAGCUAUCUUAUAAGUCAAUUGUCCAUGAGACUGAACGUCUGGAGGCACUGAAACAUGCCUUAAACUGCACCAUACUGGCCUCUGCAGGCCAGCAGCGUUCCCGUAUGUUAGCCACUCUUUUUAAAGACGAGCGCUGUCAGCAGCUGGCUGCCUAUGGUAUUCUGGAAAAGAUGUACCUGGACCGUAUUAUCAGAGGGAACCAGCUGCAGGAGUUUGCUGCCAUGCUGAUGCCUCACCAGAAAGCCACUACAGGGGAUGGUUCCAGCAUCCUUGACAGAGCUGUGAUUGAACACAACCUCCUGUCUGCUAGCAAACUCUACAACAACAUCACGUUUGAAGAACUAGGAGCACUGUUGGAAAUCCCCCCAGCAAAGGCCGAGAAAAUUGCUUCCCAGAUGAUCACUGAAGGACGCAUGAACGGCUUCAUCGACCAGAUAGAUAGCAUUGUACACUUUGAGACCCGUGAAGCCCUUCCUACUUGGGACAAACAGAUCCAGUCUCUGUGUUUCCAAGUCAACAACCUCCUAGAAAAGAUCCGUGCGGCUGCUCCAGAGUGGGCUGCACAGGCUAUGGAAACCCAGAUGACCCAGUAAACAUCCCCGACCCGCCCAAAAAAAAUCCCCCUAAAGUUUUGUCUUUCUGGUCAAAAACUUCACCACUUCAGUCCCAGUAAUGGAAGCAUCGAAGGAGAAAACUCUGGUAUCACCAUCACUUGUUUAAAUCUUCAGACAACACUGUAUUAUUACUUGCCCAAAGGGUAAAUAGUUAAAUGUUUCUCAUAAUUUCAGAUCUGUUUCUGGCACAGAUGUAUUCACAGGAGGUGUAUAAUGUAACGUUUAGGUGUGACUUACUUGGCAUGUUAAGAAUUUGGAUGUGAUUAUUCAGAGAGUUGACAUGUAAUAGGGUCAAAUAUAAGUGAAAGAUGGUUUGGGAACAACUGGUGUGUUUAAACUUUUUCGUUCCAAAACUUUCUCCUGUCUUUAACUUUAACAUAAUGACACGGCAACAUCUGGCCAGUGGUUCUCGAGUCAUGGCGUCAUUGUAAAAACUUCUAGGUCCACGUUUAUGAAAUUUCAGCAAAGAGAAUUAAAUUGAAAGCGGAGAGAAAUGG